Messenger RNA from Drosophila navojoa, 1331 nucleotides. RefSeq names its product 48 related 1 (gene Fer1). Gene Ontology annotation, biological process: regulation of transcription by RNA polymerase II; developmental process. Gene Ontology annotation, molecular function: RNA polymerase II transcription regulatory region sequence-specific DNA binding; protein dimerization activity; DNA-binding transcription factor activity, RNA polymerase II-specific. The record is from RefSeq and is a predicted model, not a curated record. NCBI's taxonomy places the organism in Eukaryota, Metazoa, Arthropoda, Insecta, Diptera, Drosophilidae.
AAAACAAUUUCAUUCGCUUUGUAGCUGGCGGCGCGUUCGCUACCAAAUCGCGCUUCAAUGUUUCAGCUAACGGCUUAAACGUUUUCAUUUCCGCAAAUUGAAUCGAGUGCAUAGAAAUCGGUCAUAGAUAGUGUAUGAAUGUGCAAUCAUAAAGAAUAACGAUAUAUUUGUGUACUUGCUAAGCAUUACGGAUAUUGCAAAUUGGAUGAAAACACUCGAAUAAGAGUGUUCGAAAAUCAAGAGUCAAAGGCUAACGACACGCGUCGCAGUUCUUUCGAUCGGCACGUGCUGUGCACGUGUUCUCAAUUAGAUUUAUAAGCGGAGGCGUGCGGUUUACCGUUAUGCACUUGUUGGACAAUUAGCCAACAUUAGCUUGAGACGUUGAACAGAAAGGGUAACUGCAAUUGGCAAAAUGUUCUCAAUGGACAAUUUCGACUUGGAAGCGACGAUGGCUCGCCACUUCUUCGAGGGAUCGCAGGCGACGAAUGCCUCAAACUCCAGUUCCGAAUACUUUUUCGGAGAUGAGCACAGCUCGGAGAGCGAUGAUGAUGACGAUGCGUACAGCAGUGGCUUCAACAGCGACCAGGAGAACAACGAGAAGACCUACUCAAUGUUUAGGCGACGCAGUCACAAGCCACGUCGCUUGAAGUGCGCCUCCCAGAUGGCCCAGCAGCGGCAGGCGGCGAAUCUCCGGGAGAGACGUCGCAUGCAGAGCAUCAAUGAAGCCUUCGAAGGUCUGCGCACCCAUAUACCGACACUGCCCUACGAGAAGCGACUCAGCAAGGUGGAUACACUUAAGCUGGCUAUCAGUUAUAUAACAUUUUUGAGCGAAAUGGUCAAGAAGGACAAGAACGGCAAUGAGGCGGGACUGAGCUUGCAGCGCAACUAUCAAAAGGAGCCGCCCAAGAAGAUCAUACUCAAGGAUCGCACCGGAGGAAUGUCGCAUUCGUUAUCCUGGUACCGCAAGGGCGAUCGCUAUCCGGGCAGCAAGCUCUACGCACGCACUUGGACACCGGACGAUCCCAAUGGAGCGACCAAUCAGCAUCCAAACCAGCCGCUCUACAGCAACAAUGCGGCAAAGAGCAGCGGCUGCAGCAGCAACAAUUCGAAUUCUAGUCAAAAUCACAAUAGCAAUCAGAGCAGCGAGGACUUCAAUGUCAGUGGAAAUAUAAGAGAUGCUGCUGUCGGUCCAGGUGCUGCUGCUGGUCCUGCAGCGAACAUCUUUGGCAACGGAGGUGGUCUUUAAGAGAAUAUUCUUUAACUCUUGCAAUGCAACAACGCUCAAGCUAGUCAAGGCAUGCUAGUCAACGAUAUGGUAGUGGCACCUUUAA